This is a messenger RNA of Nematolebias whitei (Rio pearlfish), 6867 nucleotides long. It is a transcript of the gene tjp1b, whose product is annotated as tight junction protein 1b. Lineage: Eukaryota; Metazoa; Chordata; Actinopteri; Cyprinodontiformes; Rivulidae. Gene Ontology annotation, cellular component: bicellular tight junction; plasma membrane. The coding region runs from base 248 to 5200 and encodes 1650 amino acids. Gene Ontology annotation, biological process: positive regulation of blood-brain barrier permeability; establishment of endothelial intestinal barrier; protein localization to cell-cell junction. The record is from RefSeq and is a predicted model, not a curated record. Gene Ontology annotation, molecular function: cell adhesion molecule binding. The transcript has 27 exons.
CGCUGACUCCCCCCGCGGAAGUGUCCGAAUGGUUUGUUCCUAGCGAGCCAGUCAGUGUGACAGCGCAGGAGAAGGCAGGCGAAGUGAGCGCGCAGAGGGGGGAGAAGGAAGGCUUCAUCCAACCGCCUGCCAUUGCAGUGCGGCGGCAGCUGCUGCUCUGGAGCCACCGCCACGGAGGUCUUUACUCCUCUGUUAAGAAUCUCACAAGCACGCCGCGAGGACCAUUGCUAUUGUGAAGAGCGCAGCAAUGGAGGAGACAGUUAUUUGGGAACAGCACACAGUAACACUACACAGGGCACCAGGGUUUGGCUUCGGGAUAGCAAUAUCAGGAGGUCGGGAUAACCCUCAUUUUCAGAGUGGCGAGACCUCCAUUGUCAUCUCGGAUGUGCUGAAAGGAGGCCCGGCAGAAGGCCUACUGCAGGAAAAUGACAGAGUGGUAAUGGUCAAUGCUGUCUCUAUGGACAAUGUGGAGCAUGCAUACGCUGUCCAGCAGCUUCGCAAAAGUGGGAAAAUUGCCAAAAUUACAAUCAGACGGAAGAGGAAGGUGCAUGUCCCCAUGGGCCGGCUGGGGGAGAGGGAAACCAUGUCAGAGCAUGACGAGGAGGAGGACAGCUACGACGAAGAGAUAUACGAGACGCGGAGCGGCCGCAGCGGUGCUUACAGCGGGGUGGGUGGGGCUAUGGGCAGGCGCAGUGGGCGGAGCGGCGGGCGACGGGACAAGGAACGUGAGCGGAGCGGCUCACGAGAGAGAAGCCUCUCCCCGCGCUCAGACCGCCGCUCGCACAAUCUUCCCCCACGCCCUGCCAAGGUCACACUAGUCAAAUCUCGCAAAAAUGAAGCAGAAUAUGGCCUGCGCCUGGCCAGCCACAUCUUUGUCAAGGACAUCUCUCCAGAGAGCCUGGCAGCCAGAGAUGGCAACAUCCAGGAAGGGGAUGUUGUACUGAAGAUUAAUGGCACAGUAACAGAGAACCUCUCCUUGAUAGACGCCAAGAAACUGAUAGAAAGGUCCAAGGGCAAACUAAAAAUGGUUGUUCAGAGAGACGAGAGGGCAACUCUACUGAACGUCCCUGACCUCGAUGACAGCAUUCCUUCAGCCAACGCCUCUGACAGAGAUGACAUUUCAGAUAUCCAUUCUCUGGCAUCCGACCAUUCCAAUCGAUCGCAUGACAGACAUCGUAGCAGUCGCUCUCGAUCUCCAGACAGACGAUCUGAACCCUCAGACCACUCCAGACAUUCGCCCCAACAAAUCAGCAACGGCAGUCACAGAAGUCGUGAUGAUGAUCGGACCUCAAAGCCUGCCUCAACACCAUCAAAGCACGUGGUGGAGGUUCCUCUGCCAAAACCGAAAGAGUCAUCUGUGACAAGAGAGGAGAAGCAGCUCCCACCUCUCCCAGAGCCCAAGCCGGUGUAUGCUCAGCCUGGACAGCCAGAUGUAGACUUACCAGUCAGUCCUUCUGAUGCCCCUGUGCCAAGCGUCACCCAUGAUGACAGCAUUCUACGGCCGAGUAUGAAACUGGUGAAAUUUAAAAAAGGGGAGAGUGUGGGUCUGCGCCUGGCUGGGGGCAACGAUGUGGGCAUCUUUGUCGCAGGAGUUCUGGAGGAAAGCCCAGCUGCUAAGGAGGGCCUGGAGGAGGGCGACCAAAUUCUCAGGGUAAAUAAUGUAGAUUUUGCUAACAUAAUCCGAGAGGAGGCGGUGCUAUUCCUCCUGGAUCUUCCUAAAGGUGAAGAGGUCACCAUUCUGGCUCAGAAGAAAAAAGAUGUGUAUCGGCGGAUUGUGGAGUCGGAUGUAGGAGACUCCUUUUAUAUUCGGACGCACUUUGAAUAUGAGAAGGAAUCACCUUAUGGGUUAAGUUUUAACAAGGGUGAGGUUUUCCGAGUCGUGGACACGCUCUACAACGGCAAGUUGGGUUCCUGGCUGGCUAUUCGCAUCGGCAAAAACCACCAGGAGGUGGAGAGGGGCAUCAUCCCCAACAAAAACAGAGCAGAGCAGCUGUCCAGCGUUCAGUACACGCUCCCUAAAACAGCCGGCGGUGACAGGGCCGACUUCUGGAGGUUUCGAGGUCUUCGCAGUUCAAAGAGGAACCUGAGGAAGAGCAGAGAGGACCUGUCUUCUCAGCCAGUCCAAACAAAGUUUCCAGCUUAUGAGAGGGUUGUACUGAGAGAAGCUGGUUUUCUUAGACCGGUUGUGAUAUUCGGACCUAUCGCUGAUGUUGCUCGAGAGAAACUAUCCAGAGAAGAACCAGAUCUCUUUGAGCUAGCAAAGAGUGAACCCAGAGACGCAGGAACAGACCAGCGUAGUUCAGGAAUCAUUCGUCUUCACACCAUCAAGCAAAUCAUCGACAGAGACAAACAUGCUGUGCUGGACAUCACCCCAAACGCUGUGGACAGACUGAACUAUGCUCAGUGGUACCCGAUCGUAGUUUUCCUAAAUCCUGAUAAUAAACAGGGUGUGAAGAACAUGAGGACAAGACUUUGUCCAGAGUCCAGGAAAAGUGCCAGGAAACUUUAUGAGCGAGCCAUUAAACUGAGGAAGAAUAAUCACCACCUGUUCACCACGACCAUUAACUUGAACAAUAUGAAUGAUGGAUGGUAUGGAGCUCUAAAAGAAACUAUCCAGCAGCAGCAGAAUCAGUUGGUGUGGGUGUCAGAGGGCAAGGCUGAUGGUACUACAGAGGAUGACUUGGAUAUCCACGAUGACCGUCUGUCCUACCUUUCGGCGCCAGGUAGUGAAUACUCCAUGUAUAGCACAGACAGCCGCCACACUUCUGAUUAUGAGGACACAGACACUGAGGGAGGAGCAUACACAGACCAGGAGCUAGAUGAGACUUUGAAUGAUGAGGUGGGUCUACCCACUGAGCCCGCCAUCACCCGCUCUUCAGAGCCUGUGCGAGAAGACCCCCCUGUGAUACAAGACACCCCUGGGUACCCUGGAUACCAGCACCCUGUGCAGCCCGACCCAGCCAGUCGAAUAGACUCCACUGGGUUCAAGAUGGCCGCUCCACAGCAGAUGUACAAGAAAGAUCUGUACAAUAUGGAGGACCCGGUGCGAAUCAACCACGGUCUGAAGCAGUCUAUGAGCUACAGUCACCAGCCUCCGUACCAGGACAAACAGCCAUACCACGAGUACGACCACCCGCCUUACGGGUACGAUGGAGGCGGCUACCCAGAACCAAAGCCUCACAACACUGACUCUCACCCGCACUACGACAACCGUGUGCCUCAUUACAACGAACAGUGGCCCCCAUACGACCAGCAGACCUCGUCCUCCCAGCCCGUCGGGUAUCAACCGAGCCACCAGCAACCCAUGGGCUACAACCCUCGCUCCCCUUAUGAGGAUGGACCAGGAAGAGACUACAGCCCCCCUCAGCCACGCUACGAGGAAGCCCCGCCAGCGGGCUUUGAUGGCAGACCACGCCACAAUAAACCUGGACCAAUUCGUUAUGACGAGCCGCCUCCCCCACCCCCAGCAGGCUACGACGCCCGUUCUCCUUAUGAGACAGAAUCCCACAGCUUCCCCAUCAAUUCACCUCGCUCACCGGAGCCUCCAACGCAUUAUUAUGGUGACUCUGGUUUGAGGCCUACCUUCUUGUCCGGGCCUCCAAACCGGGGUUAUAAGCCAGGGAUGCAUGAGCCCAUGAUAAACUCUGAACCCAUCGUUCCCCCUCCUAAACCAGAGGCUUUGGCCUCCCCGGGUGAGCCUGCUCUCACGCCAAGCUCCAAACCCCUUCCUCCUCCACCACGAGAAGACCUGGACGAAGAUCCAGCCAUGAAACCACAAUCGGUGCUCAACAGAGUCAAGAUGUUUGAGAACAAACGAUCUGUUUCUGUGGACAGGGCCAAAGAGGGAGAGUCAUCGGUCCUCCGGCCUGCAGAUGUUCCCAAACCUGCAAGCACUCCUGCCCCCGUCCUCAAAGCUAACUCCCUCAGCAACCUGGAGCAGGAGAGGUCCACCUAUAGAGCUCCCGAGCCACAAAAGCCCCACAUUAAGCCCCUGGAUGACGUGCUACGUUCCAACCAUUACGACCCGGAUGAGGAUGAGGAGUACUACAGGAAGCAGUUGUCCUACUUUGAUCGCCGCAGCUUUGACAGCAAGGCCAUGGGCCAACCCGGUCCUGGCAUCAACCGCUUCCACGAUCUCCCCAAACCAUCCCAGCUGUCCUACCCCUUUAACAGAGUGGAGUCUGUGGAGAAGGUGAGCCCAGUGGAGAAAAGAUACGAGCCUUUACCUCAAAUCAGUCCGUCCUCACAGUAUGGACCCCCACUUCCUGCACUUCCACCCAACACGCUGCCCAAACUCAGCCCCAGUGAUGCUAACUCGAUACCUGACCCACUGAGCUCGCCCAAUCCUAAACCAGAUCUGGCAGCACUCAGGCCGACCAGCAGGGAUGAACCGGCACCAGGUGGUUACCUGCCACCAAGGGGCCUCCCUGACAAAAUCCCAGUUAACGGUACUGAUACAGCACCCACAAAAACUCUGGGGGCUCCCCCUCCAACCAGCUAUAACCGCUACGUCCCCAAGCCUUACACCAGCGCAGCCCGGCCCUUCGAGCGCAAGUUUGAGAGUCCAAAGUUCAACCACAAUCUGCUGCCCAACGACACACAGGUGAAAACAGACCUCCUCAGUAAGCCCAGCAUGGUGAGCAACAGCAGCGGGAAGCCCCAGCUGUCCCCCCAGCCCCUCGAUCACGACAGCGGUCUGGACACCUUCACACGCACGAUGGACAACAGGCCCAAAUACCAGCACAAUAACAUCAACGCCAUUCCCAAGGCCAUCCCUGUAAGCCCCGGUGCUCUGGACGAUGAUGACGAGGAUGAAGGGCACACAGUGGUGGCCACCGCCCGGGGCAUCUUCAACUGUAACGGAGGGGUCCUGAGCUCCAUCGAGACGGGCGUCAGCAUCAUCAUUCCUCAGGGUGCCAUCCCCGAGAGCGUGGAGCAGGAGAUCUACUUCAAGGUGUGCCGGGACAACAGCAUCCUGCCCCCCCUCGACAAGGAGAAAGGAGAAACUCUGCUAAGUCCGCUGGUGAUGUGUGGCCCUCAUGGACUGAAGUUCCUGAAGCCAGUGGAGCUCCGUUUACCGCACUGUGCGUCCAUGACCCCUGAUGGUGACCCUAAAACCUGGCAGAACAAAUCCCUCCCUGGAGACCCAAACUACCUGGUGGGUGCAAACUGCGUGUCUGUGCUCAUCGACCACUUCUGAAGAGGGCGACAGCUGGUCUGUUACUGAAUGUGAUAAACGUGGGGGGGCCCCUUCACCCCCCUCUCCCGCUGCUCCCCCCCGCACUGCGGCGAGGUGCGCACCGCUCCACGAAGUAUGAACUCCAUCCUCUCACGUUGUUUACUGUGCCCAAAACUUUAACAAGCAAGAAAAACAAGAGGAAACACACUUUCUCUCACACACACACACACACACACACACACGGUGUGAGGAGUCCGGCGGUCACGAGGCUGUUCUCCGAUUUGUUCCACGUUUUUUAGUUGUUUGUUUUCGGUGCUUUCAAGGCUUGCAAAAAAGAAAAAUAACAAUAAAAAGAAACAUUAAAACAGAUCAUUGAAACAAAAGGACUGAAGUUGGGCUGCAUGACCAGUGACCACAUGGAUGAUCUCAUUUUGACAUUUUUAGCUAAUUUUGUAAAAGAUAAAAGCAGCGCAAGAGGUGAAAAAAGGAGGGGGGUGGGGGGUAAUAAUACUUUUGGAAACAUUAAAUAUUGCAAUGAGAUUUUUGUGUACCGUAGAAGAAAAACAACGACGAAGCUCACAAACAAGGAAACGUGUGUUUGCGAGGUCGGCGCUCAGGCGUUUGACUCCAUGAAGGAUCUCCGAGGACUCCCCGAGUCCGCUUCAUGAAGGAAAACGCAGGCGUCGUAAAAAAACGAGUAGAAAAUACCGACGUUAAGUAUUAGCAUCAGAGGGAGCGCUCUCGGGUCAAACUACUGUUUUGUAGAGAAGUUUUCUCGUAGAUAAAUAUAGACUUUUACAAACUCCUGCUGUCUAGAGAUCUAUGCAUGUGCUACGACUCAGGUCCAGACGCCUGCUUCUACUAAGUUCAACAUGACACCCCCAUCGUACACUGCAAGCAGUGAUGCCUUAUCUGCAUAUUAACGUUUCAGUCCAACCUUCAAACAUGGGAUCCUUGAGUUGUAACCAUCACCACGAGAAGGAAAAGGUCGUCUCUGCAUAUUUUUCUCACCACCAGUGAACUCGGGGGGGGUUUAGCACACGAGGAUAAAUUGGGGCUGACGAACAACCGGUUUGCUUUGUUUUACUGCUAUGCAUCUGAAGUGUGAGGAAACGACACAAACAGCUAGAAGACGUUCAAAUCGUGGCUGUACAUACUGCUAGCAUAUGGCCUUGGUUCUCUGUAAAUGAACUUUUCUACAUCUUUGUUAUUUUGUACAAAAGAGAAAAAUGUUUGUUUAAAAAAAGACAAAGUGGUUACAUUGGUUAUGUUUGUAUUCUGGUUAUACCCCUGAGCCUUGGAACUGACAUAAGCAGUAAUAAGUCCGACUUUUCUACCAACAUUCACACACAAACAGAAACACGACUUAAGGCAUUUCUACCUGUCAGAAAACUUUUUAUUCUUAUUUACAAACUAGAGAAGUGCUUGGUUUAACUGAUUUUAAAAAGGUGUACUUGAGGGGGGCCGCUGUGAAGAGUGGCCCCUUCUUUUAUUUGUGAUACUGGAUGCUGUAUUGUGUGCCCUGAAAUGUAUUUUUGUACUAAUAGACAAUUUAUUAUGGCACAUCAGUACUAUUUUUCUUUUGAUAUGAUAACACGGCUUCAACCCAACACUAGUUUACGUUCCCGUGUGGCUGACGUUCUUUUUAUUUAUUUGGUUUUACUUUGGUUCAGAUUUUUUUUCUUUGC